AUGCUUCUCAUUCCUUCAGUCACUCGCAACUCACUUUGUCAAACCAUGGACUGCGUGCAACAGACAACACACUACAUCAGCGGCACUGACGAUGGCCAUUGCCAACUGAGGUUAGUCGACUUUGAGGUUCAUGAAAACCACAUUUCCCAUGAGACUCAGGGUCUGAGCAAAAAACACCUGGUGUUGCGGCGAGGGAAACCGUUCAAGCUGACUCUGCGGUUCCGUGGCCGGUCAUGGAAUCCUCACAGCGAGGCCCUGGUCCUGGAGGUGUGGCUAGGGAGUCUGUCAGAGAGAAUCCCAGUCCAGUUCUCUGACAAGUGGCCCAACCCGCAGCACUGGUCAGCCAAGAUCCACCCAGGCAGCGUGCACUCAGAGUCAGUCACCAUCCACAUCUGCUCCCCUGUUCAAACCUCCGUGGCCCUGUAUAGCCUCCUGUUGCACACAGAGACCAGGCAGACCAUUAGGAGCUUUGCAGUGGGAUCAUUUGUGCUGCUCUGCAACCCCUGGCUGAAAGAUGAUCCAGUGUACAUGCCACACGAGGCCCAACUACAAGAGUACAUCAAGAGCGAUUAUGGCUUGGUGUUCAUGGGCACCAAUCUAAAUGUUUGUCAGCGUCCGUGGUCGUUUGGUCAGUAUGAGCCCGGGGUCCUGGAAGCAUGUCUGAAGCUGCUGGAGGUCAGCCCUCAGCACCUCAGCAACGAAAACAGGGAUAACAUACUGCGAGCAGACCCCGUUUACCUCAGCAGGGUGGUCUGUGCCAUGGUGAACUGUAAUGAUGACCUGGGUAUUCUGCACGGGAAGUGGCAGGGCGGCUACGAAGGUGGUGUUAAUCCUACAGAGUGGAGCGGCAGUGCUGACAUCCUGCGCCGCUGGGUCUCAUCCAACUUUAGCCCCGUGCGCUACGGACAGUGCUGGGUCUUUGCAUCUGUCCUCUGCACAGUAAUGAGAGUGCUGGGGAUUCCCUCCAGGGUGGUGACGGUCUUUAACGCAGGUCAUGACACUAAUGCCAGCAGGACGAUUGAAGAGUUUUACUCGAGCACAGGGGAGAAGCUCAACCUGUCCAAGGACAGUCUCUGGAACUUCCAUGUGUGGGUUGAGUGCUGGAUGAGAAGACCAGAUCUCGGUGCAGGGUUUGAUGGCUGGCAGGUAGUGGACCCCACACCCCAAGAGAAAAGUGCUGGUAUAUUCUGCUGUGGCCCAUGCCCUGUAGCUGCUGUUCAGCAACGCUGCCUCAGUGCCCCAUACGACACCUCGUUCAUCUUUGCCUCUGUUGACGCUGACGUCAUACGGUUAAUUGUACGCAAUGGAGUGGUGGUGGAGAGGAUGGUGGACUCUGAGUUGGUGGGGCAGGUGAUCUACACCAAGAGAAUUGGUUCAGACACCCCAGAGAAUCUGACCCCUGCUUAUAAGAGGAAGAAAAGGGCGCAACCUGGAUUUGGAAGAAUGACAACACAAGGGUCUCUCUGCUUCAUGCAUUCUGCUGUGAUGACGAAGGGACUGGGAGAAGAAGCAGCUUCAUAUACAGGACAAACGUCAUCUGGUUUGGAGGUGUCCCUAAACAUAAUAGGGAAGCCAUCAUUUGGUGAGAGCAUUCGCAUGAGCGUAAAGGUCACUAAUAGCUCGAGCGAACCCAGGGUCCUGGUGGAACAUGUUGACGCUCAGAUUAAAAAGUACAACAGCAGCCCACAGGAGAGCUUCUGGAAAAUGCACAAAGAGGUGCACAUACUCGCGCAUGAAGCUUUGACUCUGCAGCACACCAUCCCUGCGUCUGAGUACGAGUCGGUCCUGGCGACUGACGAAAUUGUGAAUAUUGCAGUGGUGGUAAAGGACGUUCGGACUAAAGAAAGAGUCCUGGAUUCACAGGAAUUCAACAUAAGCUCACCACAGAUAAGUUUUGAGAUCGAAGGAGGGGACAGCAUCCAGAUAAACAAAGAGCACACGGUCCAGGUGUCCUUCACCAACGAGUUUAAAAAAACUCUGACUGGAGCUGUGCUGACAGUGGAGGGAUCUGGCUUGUUGAAAGGAAAACACGAGGCCAGGCUGGCUCAUCUAAAGCAAGGCGAGAAGAUGGAGAAGACUGUCUCCAUCAUGGCCUCUUCACCGGGCACCAAAGUGCUGAUGGCCACGUUCUCGCACAGCAACAGCCCCAACGUCGUGUCCAGGAGCUUCCACAAAGUCUCCAUCAUUGAAGCAUAG
Hippoglossus stenolepis (Pacific halibut) is the source of this 2196-nucleotide messenger RNA. Its product is annotated as protein-glutamine gamma-glutamyltransferase 5-like. Gene Ontology annotation, biological process: peptide cross-linking. NCBI's taxonomy places the organism in Eukaryota, Metazoa, Chordata, Actinopteri, Pleuronectiformes, Pleuronectidae. The record is from RefSeq and is a predicted model, not a curated record. Gene Ontology annotation, molecular function: protein-glutamine gamma-glutamyltransferase activity.